Molecule: messenger RNA, 1781 nt
Organism: Carassius carassius (crucian carp)
Lineage: Eukaryota; Metazoa; Chordata; Actinopteri; Cypriniformes; Cyprinidae
Gene: p2rx4b
Product: purinergic receptor P2X, ligand-gated ion channel, 4b
Exons: 12
Coding region: 343-1536 (397 amino acids)
Biological process (GO): response to ATP; monoatomic cation transmembrane transport
Cellular component (GO): nuclear inner membrane; plasma membrane
Molecular function (GO): purinergic nucleotide receptor activity; ATP binding; extracellularly ATP-gated monoatomic cation channel activity
Source: RefSeq, a predicted model, not a curated record
GGAUUCUAAUGUAUUUUCUUAAAUGAUUCUAGCAAUUGAGCUGCUGGUCAUGACUGAGGGUGUUCAACCGCUUGAUUUACAUGAGUUUCACACGUUUAUAGAUACUGGCUUGCAAAUGUGAGGAGUGCAAAUGUUAUAGGGUACCUAACAGAUGUUUAACCAAAUGUCUGCAGAUGGCUGGCACUGCAUAUCUUAAUACUUUCAUUAAUCCUGCAUGUUAAGAAAUUACAUGCAAAGCUUAUGUAAAUUCUAUUGAAAUGUAUAGUAGCUGUACUACAGGCUGAAACAGAGUUUUGACCUUACAUCAAGUACUGUGGUUUCGUAGUGGACAUUUCUUCAGCAAUGGGCUGUAAAAACUGCUGUAAUGCUUGUCUCCAGUGUCUCUUUGGCUAUGAAACCAAUGUAAUGCUGGUUAUUAAUAACAAAGGUGUUGGAGCCCUCUUCAGACUGAUCCAGUUUUUGAUCAUUACCUAUGUUGCUGUAUAUGUCUGCUGGAUUCAGCGCGCUUACCAGGACACCGACUCAGUGAUCAGCUCGGUCAGCACAAAGGUGAAAGGAAAUAUUUUGACCAAUUCACCCAUUGAGGGGGUUCAUGUUUGGGACGUACCUGAAUAUGUUAUCCCACCCCAGGGAGAAAACACUUUCUUUGUGUUAACAAAUGUGAUUCUGACUCCAGGCCAGAGACAGAGCAAGUGUCCUGAGAUUCCGAGUGAAGUCACUAAGUGUGAAUCUGACAGUGAUUGCAAAGAAGGAUACAAUGAAGUCCAUGGCAAUGGUGUUCAGACUGGACAUUGUGUGCAGUACUCUGAUACGAUCAAAACCUGUGAGGUGCAGGCAUGGUGUCCGCCUGAAAAUGACGCCAAUAUUCCAAAACCUGCUGUUCUAGGUGCAGCAGAGGACUUUACAGUGCUCAUCAAAAACAACAUACAAUAUCCAAAGUUCAAAUUUAGAAAGCGAAACAUUCUGCCUCACAUCAACUCCACAUAUUUAAAAAGCUGCAUGUUUAAUCGUGAAACAGACCCAGACUGUCCUAUUUUUCGUCUGGGGAACAUGGUAACUGAAGCAGGAGAGGACUUCAGCGUCAUGGCUCUUAAAGGUGGCAUUAUUGGGAUUUUCAUUGACUGGAAUUGUGACUUGGACUUCUCGGAACGUUUCUGCAUUCCCAAGUAUUCUUUUAGCAGACUGGACAACAAAAAUCCUGAAAAUAAUGUUGCCCCUGGCUACAAUUUCCGAUUUGCAAAGUAUUAUAAAAACAAUGAAAGCAUUGACACACGGACAUUGAUAAAGGCCUUUGGAAUCCGCUUUGAUGUCAUUGUGUUUGGGAUGGCUGGUAAAUUCAAUAUUGUGCCCACUAUUGUCAAUCUUGGUGCCACUCUUGCCUUUCUCAGUUUGACGGCUGCUGUUUGUGACUGGGUCAUGCUUACUUGUAUGAAAGAUCGUGACAACUAUGCCAAACAUAAAUUCAUUCAUCUGAACCAAAAUGGUGACAGUAUGCCACUGAGCUCCAUGGAGACAAGCUCAUAUGGGACUCCAUGAUGGAGUGAACUGGACACUUUCACCGCACUUAAAACCAGUAAAACACAAUAUAUUCUUGUAUAUAUCCUAUAUAUACACACUACUUCAAAUGUUUGGGGCUGGUAAGCUUGUUUAAAGAAGUCUCCUAGUCACCAUUUUUGCAUUUAUUUAAUAAAAAAAAUACAGUAAAUAUUAUCACAAUAUAAAAUAACUGUUUUCUACUAUACAUUUAAAAUGUAACUUUUUCCUAUGAUGGCAAUACUUUU